AGUCGCAUGUUCCAGGCAAGUGUUGCCCCAGAGCUGUGUGCCCAGAGGCCCUGUGGGGGGGUGCCUCUGCUCCCAGGCACCCAGUCAUCACCUCUCCCGUUUUAGGAUGAGGAGUGCUAAGCUGACAGGGGCACUGCUUGCCCUGGCCGGAAUGCUCCAGGUGGCCCUGUCCCUGAGAAUAGCAGCUUUCAACAUCCGGACUUUUGGAGAGGCCAAGAUAUCUAACGCCACCCUCGCCAACUACAUUGUGCAGAUCUUGAGCCGCUAUGACAUCGCUGUUGUCCAGGAGGUCCGAGACAGUCACCUUACGGCCGUGGGGACACUUCUGGAUAAACUAAAUGAGAAGGGCUCUGACACCUACCACUAUGUGGCCAGCGAGCCUCUGGGGCGCAGCACCUACAAAGAACGUUACCUGUUUGUGUUCAGGCCUGACCAGGUGUCUGUGCUGGACUCGUACCUGUAUGACGAUGGCUGUCAGCCAUGUGGGAACGAUACCUUCAGCCGAGAGCCGGCCAUUGUUAAGUUCUCCUCCCGGUACACUGAGGUGAAGGAGUUUGCCAUCGCUCCUCUGCACGCAGCCCCUACUGAGGCAGUGGCCGAGAUCAACUCGCUCUAUGAUGUCUACCUGGACAUCCGGAAGAGGUGGAACUUGGAGAACAUCAUGUUCAUGGGUGAUUUCAACGCUGGCUGCAGCUACGUAAGCCAGUCGCAGUGGGCAACCAUCCGCCUGCGCACAGACCCGACCUUCCUGUGGCUGAUUCCCGACAGUGCUGACACCACGGUGACAAUCACUGUCUGUGCCUAUGACAGGAUUGUGGUCGCUGGAACCGAGCUGCGGAAUGCCAUUGUGCCCGGCUCAGCUGGCAUCUUCGAUUUCCAGACUGCAUACAAGCUAAGCAGUCAGAUGGCUCUGGCCAUCAGUGACCACUAUCCGGUGGAAGUGAUGCUGAAGUAA
Sorex fumeus (smoky shrew) is the source of this 955-nucleotide messenger RNA. RefSeq names its product deoxyribonuclease 1 (gene DNASE1). Bases 107 to 955 code for a protein of 282 amino acids. Gene Ontology annotation, molecular function: DNA nuclease activity. The record is from RefSeq and is a predicted model, not a curated record. Gene Ontology annotation, biological process: DNA catabolic process. Gene Ontology annotation, cellular component: nucleus. NCBI's taxonomy places the organism in Eukaryota, Metazoa, Chordata, Mammalia, Eulipotyphla, Soricidae. The transcript has 8 exons.